This is a messenger RNA of Lolium perenne, 763 nucleotides long. Its product is annotated as sphinganine C4-monooxygenase 1-like. The record is from RefSeq and is a predicted model, not a curated record. Gene Ontology annotation, molecular function: oxidoreductase activity; iron ion binding. Gene Ontology annotation, biological process: lipid biosynthetic process. NCBI's taxonomy places the organism in Eukaryota, Viridiplantae, Streptophyta, Magnoliopsida, Poales, Poaceae.
AUGGCGCUUGGGGUCUCGGACGACAUCCUAAUUACUUGUCUCGACAAUGGCCCCGCGAGGAAGCAGCCUGCGUUGCCAGUGGUAGCGCUGCAGUUCAUCGUGGCCAUGGUGGUCAUGGACACAUACCAGUACUUCGUGCACAGGUACAUGCACACAAACAAGUUUCUCUACAAGCACAUCCACUCCCAGCACCACACCAUCGUGGUCCCCUACGCCUUCGGGGCGCUCUACAGCAACCCGCUGGAGGGCUUCUUCAUGGACACGGCCAGCGCCACCCUCGGCUUCCUCGUCUCCGGGAUGACGCCCCGGACGGCCAUCUUCUUCUUCUCGCUCGCCAACCUCAAGACCGUCGACGACCACUGCAGCAUGUGGCUCCCACUGCACCUUGUCCUCGCCAACAACACCGCCUUCCACGGCAUCCACCACCAGCUCUACGGCCAAAAGUACAACUUCUCGCAGCCCUUCUUCGUCCACUGGGACAAGCUCUUCGGGACCUACAUGUCUUACACGCUCGAGGAACGCAAGGGAGGUGGUCUGGAUGCGCGUCCAGUUAAACAUAGGGUUGCGGCACACGGCAAGUCCGAUUGACCAGCUACAAUGAUUUGAAAAUUAUAUUAGUUGGGCGAAAGAGAAUAUGAGAGAGAAAGUAAGUGACAUCUCAUUCAAGAGAAGGAAACGUAGAUCCGGGGGCGGAGCUCCCCUUAGGGCAAGAUGGGGCAGCUUCUCUAUCUUAAUUUUUUGGAUAAAAACUACAUAUAUUAAU